Daktulosphaira vitifoliae (grape phylloxera) is the source of this 1266-nucleotide messenger RNA. RefSeq names its product protein-lysine N-methyltransferase EEF2KMT. The transcript is spliced from 7 exons. The record is from RefSeq and is a predicted model, not a curated record. Lineage: Eukaryota; Metazoa; Arthropoda; Insecta; Hemiptera; Phylloxeridae. Bases 210 to 1154 code for a protein of 314 amino acids.
UAUUGCAGUGUCGGUAUAUCCAUAUCUAUUACACCACCGGCCAUAGUGAUAACAACUACGCCAACGCAGGGAAUUUUUCAUAGUUAUCACGGUAGUCGGUGAUAUAGUAGAUGUUUGACUGGCUUCACUAUGUUAAAAUUGGAAAUGUAAAUUGAAAAUACUAAAAUUUUGAUAUCGUGCCAAUUUCUAGUUUCAUUUUAUUAAACAAUAUGAGUCAAAAACAUCUUAAAAGUAAAUUUGUUAGGCAAUUUUUAUGUGCUACACAUGUUUCAACAAUAGAUUUUGAUGAGUUAUGUGAAAGCGAUGUGAGUCUUAUACUGGACUUAUUAUCUCAUGAAAUAUUACAAAAGUAUCCGUUGAAAGUGUCGUAUUUGGCCAAGUUUUUGAAACAGUUAAUAAAUCAAAUGGAAAAAAAAGAAAAUGAACUAUGUGAUGAAAUUUACUACAAAUAUAUUGAAUUAAUACAGCAAGACAUUAAUAAUGGCCCAUUUUACAAACACUAUGCUUUUAUUAUAAAUGAAACUAAUGAAGUCCAAUCAAUUUUAACUAUUAAAGAAAGUACAAGUUUUGUGUGUAAUGGAACAACUGGUCUAUGUACAUGGCAAGCAGGUAUUGCAAUGGCUUUUUGGUUUAUAAAAAAUACAGAAAAAAUUGAUGGCCGAUUUGUAUUAGAAUUAGGAUGUGGAACAGGUUUAAGUGGGUUAAGUGCCUGUGUAAACUGCAAACCAAGAGAAUAUUGGUUCACUGAUUGUCAUUUGGCAGUGUUAGAAUCUUUAAAACAUAACAUUGAAGUGAAUGUGACACGUAAUAAAAUUGGUUGUAUUAUAAAAACUAUGCAACUUUCUUGGGACAAUAUAAAUGAUGGUUUAUUCCUUGAAAAUAUACCAGAUGUGAUAUUAGCAGCAGAUGUAGUAUAUGAUGUUGAGAUGUUCGAUUCAUUAUGCCAGACAUUAAAAUGGUUUUUAUCAAAUGGCACAGUUGAAGUAUAUUUAUUUUGCACUUUAAGAAAUCAUAGUACUUAUAGAAAAUUUCUUGAGACUCUAAAAUGUUUUCACCUGAAUUUUAAUCAAGAUACUAUAGCUAAUAAUUAUUCAGAUUUACUUAUACAAGAUUGUCCAAUUAAUGUAAUUAAUAUAAAAUCAAAUGCAACAUAAUGAAAAAUUUUGUCUAUAUUUUUCUAUGUUAGGAAUUUACCAAAAUUGUAUAAAAUAUAUUAAAAUAAAAAAAUUAUUUUUUAGCUGGAUCAUUUUUUGAUUUGAUUUUUGA